Vollenhovia emeryi is the source of this 1647-nucleotide messenger RNA. Its product is annotated as abscission/NoCut checkpoint regulator. The transcript is spliced from 6 exons. The record is from RefSeq and is a predicted model, not a curated record. Lineage: Eukaryota; Metazoa; Arthropoda; Insecta; Hymenoptera; Formicidae. Gene Ontology annotation, biological process: abscission; mitotic cytokinesis checkpoint signaling. Gene Ontology annotation, molecular function: phosphatidylinositol-3-phosphate binding. Bases 144 to 1214 code for a protein of 356 amino acids. Gene Ontology annotation, cellular component: cleavage furrow; midbody; centrosome.
CAAGCCAAUGUUGUCUCACAUACUAAAAUUAAUGCGAAGAACCGUCGAAAUCCUCUGGUGCUCGUUUUGAAAUAUUUUAAUGGAUUGUCCAUUACAUAAUUUUCCUUGUCACGACAAAAGUGUGUCGGUAACGAGUUAAGGGAAUGUCCUGCAACACGUGCCAAGCGAAAUUUUCGUUCUUCACGAAAGACGUAAGGGUCAAUUGCGCCGAAAUCGGUUGCCCGGGCUGCGGCUACUCUUGCUGCGGCAAAUGCCUCAAGUACAAAUGCGACAUUCCUGAUGUAGGCAGAAGGAAAGUUUGCGGACGUUGUUACGCCAAGUCGAGCAGCAUGAAGAAAUCGAGCUCCACCGAUGACGCCGCCGGGGACGACGCUCCGACGCCUGACGCGUACAAGGAACCGCUUGCGCCGAUCGACAUCACUAUGAAGCUGGACUCGUUGGAGAACCCAGUGAAGGUUCCGAUAGUCAUAUACAAACAUACGAAUCGCUGGGACAAGCUCAAGACGGGAUUAGAGCCGGCCGAUCAACAGAUCGUGGACAGACUACGGAAGCUGAAAGACGGGGAACGGAACAUUCCAUUGCCCACGUUCGAUGAGAUAGAGCAGAGACUGGCAUUGUUGAAGGAUCAGAAUCCAGAGGCGGGUGGAGGCAACGUCAUAGAUAUACAUCGGGUGGAUACCAGGACGGAUCAGGAGAAGGCGGACGAUUUGGUUCAGGAGUACUUGGCGCAAGUAGAGCUGCCUUCGACCAGCAAUCUUUGCAAAGAUAUUCAGGGGAGGCUCGACUCCUUACGGGAUAACGGCGGUGAAACUCGUUUCGAUCAAGGCCUGAAGGAGAUUGAUAUUUACAAGCAGCUAUAUGAGACUACAAACGACGCGGAGUUGGUCAACAAGGUCUCGGCAAUGGAAAUAGAGACUCCUCCAAACGCGGAAGAUAAGGAUGGAGACGAGAACGAGGAUGAAGGUGGGAGCGAAAACGAGUGCGUCGUGUGUUCGCGGACUGCGAACGAAUCGGAUCUGUAUAGGUGCACGGGUUGUACGGGCGAUCUCUACUGUCCCCCGUGCUUCGAGAGUUCCCACGACGAAAGAGAAAUGUUGGACAAGCAUAAGGCAGUUCGCUUUAUCAAGGAAGAUAAGAGAGAUAAUUUGUCUUCUGCAAAGAUGAGCCUUAUACGGAAACUAUUAACGUCAGACAAUAAGAGGACCAAUCACUGAUAGUCCAUCACUGCAUUAUACGAAAACAUUCUUCGGAUGCGGUUUCGCAUAUGCCGAUUUAUCGCGUUAAUUCUGCUAUCAUUGGAUCUUGUGCGCACGUGAGACUAAAAUUGAAAAAAAACUCUUCUAACAAACGUACAAAAUAAUUUAAACGUUUCUCCGUUCGCUUGACGCAGGCGACUCUUUCAGUAUCUGGGAAUUGGAAUUACGCUUUACCGUUCGCUUUUGGCUGUGUCAUUUUGUAGUUGCGGUUAUUCUUAUUCAUUCGUUAGUUUUAUUAUAACUUUCCUGUUUUUAAUAUUAUAUACAAAAGAGAGAGAUAUAUUAAUGCACGCUCGUGUACGAGUGCAGUCCCAGAUGACAUCGCGUAUACGCUUAUCGUAAGAACGUCGUUCUUUACAAUUCUUCAGAAUAAAGUUAUUUUGGCUAGUUA